AUGGCACCCUUGAUAUUCUUCUUGCUUUGUACUCGGAUCGUCUUCCUCAUUUUGCUUCCUACUUCCUUUGCUGAUUCCCUAUGCCGUCCAGAUGAGAGCUUUGCCUUGAUGGAAUUCAAGCAAAGUUUCAGAGUCGACAGAACAGGGCGGCGUUGUGAUUAUCCAAAGGUUGAAUCGUGGUCACUAGCUCGACAUGGAGAUUGCUGCUCAUGGGAUGGCGUAAAGUGCGAUGAGGCUACCGGUCAUGUGACAGGUCUCGACCUCAAUGGCAGCUGUCUCUCUGGUACCAUAACUUCCAACACUAGCCUCUUUCGCCUAUUCCAUUUGGAAUCGCUCAAUCUCGCUUUCAACAACUUCAGCUUUUCCUCAAUCCCAUACGGCUUUGGCAAUCUUUCCAAGUUACACUACCUUAAUCUCUCUAAUUCCGAAUUUUCCGGGAAAGUCCCAUCGGAUAUCUCAAGGCUCUCGAGAUUAAUUUCUCUUGAUUUGUCUUGGGAGCGGUGGGAUCUUGAGACGCCCAACCUAGGCAAUUUUGUUCAGAACUUAACUAUGCUUAGAGAACUUGAUCUCUCUUCUAUAAGCAUGUCAUCACCAUUCCCUCAUGUACUUGCAAACUUGUCCUCUUUGAAGUCGCUUAAACUUGAAUCAUGUGGAUUGCAUGGAGAAUUUCCUGUGAGCAUCUUUCAGUUACCAAACCUGGAAGUCCUCGACGUCGGAGAUAAUUACAACCUUUCUGGUUUUAUCCCCGAACUACUUUGGGGUAGUCGCCUGAAAUCAUUGUCUCUUUCGGGAACGAAUUUUUCGGGGGAAAUACCUGUUUCGAUCGGAAACCUUGUUUUGUUGAAUGAAAUAUCAAUUUCGGAAUGUGGUUUCUCGGGUUCACUUCCUGGUUCAUUGGGUAAUCUUUCGGAGCUGGCGCAUUUGGAUAUAUCAGCAAAUAAAUUCCAGGGUCAAAUCCCCGAUUCCUUCGCUAAUCUUACCCGGUUGUCAACUCUAUCUCUCUUGUCCACUAAUUUCACCGGUGGCAUUUGGCAUUGGCUUGCCAACUUGGCAAAACCGACCGAGUUGAGCCUUUCGGAUGCUCAGCUAGGCGGUCCAAUUCCAUCUUUAGUCGGGAACUUGACGCGGUUGGUUUGGCUCGACCUUUCAUUCAACAAUUUGCAAGGUGAAAUCCCAAACUCAUUAUGGGAACUCAAGGAUCUUGAAUUUCUGGAUCUUUGUAGGACUAAUUUGAGUGGCACCGUGGAUUUGCACAGACUCGAGAACUUGGAAGAAUUAUAUUUGGACUUCAUCAACAUAUCUUUUGUUAGCGGGACCGAGAUGAAUACCACGCUUCCAAAACUUUCCAGUUUAAAUUUAGAGUCAUGCAACUUACAUGAAUUCCCCAGGCUUUUAGGCCACCUAAGCGGAUUAGGGUCAAUAGAUCUUUCACACAAUAAAAUCGGAGGGAGUAUUCCUACUUGGAUGGGGAAUGGUAGCAAAGAAUCCUUGGAGUAUCUGGAUCUUUCUCACAAUUUUCUAACUGGCUUUGUGGACAACCGCAUCAAUCUGCUGCUGCCUAACUUGAUUUAUCUUGACAUUAGUUCUAACUCGCUCAAAACGGGACUCCCUACUCCACCUCCAUCAGUGUUUUAUUGCAAUAUCUCCAACAACAUCCUCUUCGGAGAUAUUCAAUCUAUUUGUAGAGCCAAGUUCCUUGUCACUCUUGAUUUGUCCAGCAAUAGUCUGAAUGGCACAAUUCCUUCAUGUCUCAAAAACAUUCAUUCUUUGGAAGUUUUGAAUCUUGGAAAAAAUAAACUUGAGGGUAGCAUUCCUCAGGCUUACCCAAAUGGUUGUGCGUUGAAUUUUAUUGACCUCGCAAAGAAUCGAUUGCAAGGGCCUGUCUCAAGAUCUUUGGCCAAUUGUACAAUGCUAGAGUAUUUGAACCUUGGUCACAAUCAAAUUCUCGAUGGUUUCCCUUCAUGGCUAUCGGAGUUGACCAACCUGAAAGUUAUUAUCUUGAAAUCUAAUAACUUCCAUGGUCCAAUAAAACCACCUCAAAGCCAGUUCAAUUUUAGCAACUUGCAUGUCAUGGACCUUUCCGACAAUAGUUUCAAUGGUGAACUUCCUUCCAAGUUGUUGCACAGUUUCCAUGCCAUGAAAGUAGUUGCUGCUCAAGAUCAAUUGGAAUAUAUGAGUAUUUGGGAACAGUCCUCUAUGUUUGGAAUGUCCUGGGAUUAUGGAAUGAAAUUGACGAAUAAAGGUACAGAAAGGGAUUACUCGCAGGUUCCAUAUGCCCUUAUGGGAAUUGACCUCUCCAACAACAAAUUCGAAGGAUGCAUACUUGAUCUCAUUGGAGAUUUGAAGUCACUUCUCAUGCUUAAUCUUUCGAACAAUGUUCUUACUGGUUCCAUCCCGCCUUCCUUAGCAAAUCUGACAAAGUUGGAAUCUCUAGAUCUUUCUCGAAACAAGCUCUCGGGAGAGAUUCCUCCACAGCUAGCCCAACUUACAUUUCUUUCAUAUUUCAACGUCUCUCAUAAUCAACUGUUGGGAUCAAUUCCACGAGGGAGUCGGUUUAACACAUUCACGAUUGAUUCAUUUGCCAUGAAUGAGGGGUUAUGUGGAAGUCCUUUGCCAAAAAAAUGCACAACGUUUGGGGAUAACUUACCGGUACCGCCAUCUCCCCAGGAAGAAAUCGGCGAAGAGUCUCCGUUCAACUUGGAUCGGAAAUUUGUGCUAAUUGGGGCUGGAGUCGGGUUUCUGAUAGGGGUUGUGUUGGGGAAUUUGAUCAUUGACGAGAAGAGUAGGUGGUUCUUGCACUACUCCAAGAGGAUGGCAAAAAGAUGGAACAGAUCGAGAAGGCUCUAA
This is a messenger RNA of Rhodamnia argentea, 2847 nucleotides long. Its product is annotated as receptor-like protein 6. Lineage: Eukaryota; Viridiplantae; Streptophyta; Magnoliopsida; Myrtales; Myrtaceae. Gene Ontology annotation, molecular function: protein binding. The record is from RefSeq and is a predicted model, not a curated record. The transcript is spliced from 2 exons. Bases 1 to 2847 code for a protein of 948 amino acids.